Molecule: messenger RNA, 3066 nt
Organism: Pecten maximus
Lineage: Eukaryota; Metazoa; Mollusca; Bivalvia; Pectinida; Pectinidae
Exons: 4
Coding region: 165-1184 (339 amino acids)
Source: RefSeq, a predicted model, not a curated record
UGGUUAUUAUCGGUCAAUUUUCGAGAUCAACAGGUUCGAUUUCUAUACAAGUAUAUGUACGUAUUUGAUAUAUUCUGAAUUGUGAUUUAAGGCAAGUAACAUCCACAUGGAAAUCGUCCAUUUAGGGAUUUACUUUCAGACGAUAGAAAUCCUUCACUAUCGACAUGGCGGUCAGCUACCGGAAGCAGAUCAUAUACCGGAAGUUGUGUUGUGCCCUGUGUUUGUGUGGGUUCAUCCUUGACCUUGUGGGCUUCCUACUGCCUAACUGGGUGAGCUACAUCAUCGGGGGAUACCGACACUAUUAUGGACUGUUUUCAACGUGUAUCGUGCGGAGUGGACAACAGGCUUGUGGAACUUUAGGUUCUGACCAUGUCAAUGCGCUGUUCAAGACCAGUCAAGCGUUUGGAGUACUUGGACUAAUCACGUAUUUCUCCUCGCUCGUGUGUUGCUGUAUUGUCUUCUGUUGGCCACGCCCAUGGAAACGGUCGUUGUUGUUUUCUGCCUCAGCGUCAUCCUUAGCAACGGUCUUGUUUACAAUGCUUAUGCUAGUGUUGUUCUUCACAAGCCAUCCGGAUCAUGGGUCCAGAUUGGAUUUUGGAUAUUACAUUGCCAUUUCCGCCUGCGUGGUUUCUUUAUUUGUCGCCAUCUUCGCCUUCUAUAUAGCAAAAAUAACGUCAUUCCCCCCGAAAAUGCAACCAUCGAUCGCUGGGCAGGAACUCGCCAUCAUCGACUUGGAUUCGGUCAGUAUGACGUCAUCGCCCUCAUUGGGUUACGACAACAGAUCUUUGGACGUUCCAAUUAUUUUACGAGAAUUAACAAGCGACGAUAUACAUCAGGUUCCUCCAGAAUUCUUGAGUUACAGAGAGGAGACAAAACCCGGCCCAUCUUUCUUCUUCAACCAUCGCCCAAGCAAAGAGGUUAUGCAAAAAAUUAGCAUGAGAAACUCGCAGAAUCAAACAAAACCAAGUCCCUCUGGUUCUCCACAUAGUUCGAAUACGCAGACUCCAGCAAACUCAAGUCCUGUGUCACUACAUGGUCUGAAUGUACAUAAUCAUUCACCUUCAAAUCUUUCCCAGUUACGACGUAGUUCCGCCUUGAGUGUUAACCAUUUGGGAAUAGAUUUGGAUACCUCCAGAUGUACGACCCCGGUAGAGGAAGUGGAAUCCGGAACGUCUACGGUUUGAACUGUUGGUUAUAUCUUGGAACAAGUAAUGUAAAAACUUUACUGUCGAAUCAAAAUUGAAAAACGAUUUAGCGUGCGUCAUAUAUAAUUGGGAUUUUCUUAUAUAAAAAUGUUGAACAGUGAAGUACAGCGUACAAUGUUUCUACCACAAGAUGAGGGUGUUUUUCAACUCCCAAGGCAUCGAUUAAUCAUCACAACAGUUUUACGAUAUACAGUUCGACCGGUGUUUUUUGCGGGCACGGUAAACGUCCAAUUUAUCAAACGUUGAUAUUUCAAUAACCUCAUAAAGGCACUGAAGUCAGACUCGGAAGUGGGUUUAUUUUAUUAUGAUGUCAAUGUGUUUCUUCUUUCUUAUUAUAUAUCUAUAUCUAUAUUAUGUGUAUUACAACUGUCAUCAUGCUUGCAAUUUGGCUGUAAACACAACUCGGUACCAGAAGUAUUUUUCCAAUUCAUCUGUUUAGUGUCCAGCGUCAAUGGUCAAACUGGCCCGGUAUCUCCAUGGUGUGUAGCCAUGGUUAAACGGUUUCUCCGAAAGGUCGAAGACUGGACCUGUUCCAGUGUGGUCAAGCUUCUGAAUCAGCGUCAUAUCCGGAGACGCACGCAACAGGAAGUUGAUGUCAUCUGGAAUAUUGAUAUAAUGACAGCAAAUGAAAGUGAUUGUCUUCAAGAACUUAAAACGAUCCAUGUGUUUCCGGAGAAAGCCGAGAAUAUGACGACAUUCUGAUAUAACGAUAUAUUUUUCUAUCGUCGGUCUUUGACUGAAAUCCGUGUUCGCGUGACAAUGAGGGAGACAUUCGUCUUCUUGGUACUCCGGAGAAAUUCCGAUCACAUUUCCGGUGUACUUAUGUGCAAUCUUAUCCAUGGUUAGCAAACUUCCGGUUGAGUCGUACAGAGAAAUAGUGAGAGUCACGAUGUCCGAAGAGGCGUAAAAUGCCCCAAUUUUGUCCACCGCCAACCGGGUAUUACUGUCUAUGUUGUUACAUUCCCGAAGAGUCUGUCCACACACAAACCCCACAGAUAGCCCGUCCGCUCGUCUCAAACCUUUCUGACAUGUAAACUUGGCGAAACUUCCCGAAUGCAUGUUUUGACGUUUUACGUUCAAAUUUUACCGGAAGUUGUAAACGCAUUGUGACGUUGACAAUACCAUGCAGAGGUUACCAAGACGCGCCUAUUUUGGCGAUUUCUUAGCGACGGAAAUUAUUUUGUAAUUAGAUCUAUUCUCACAAAAUAGACCGGUUUAUUCUGGGAAGUUCGUUGUUUGAAGGUUCAGAGUUUCAAAAGCUAUUUCCUCUUGUCACACUAAUUUGAAAUGUGAGUCGUCUCCCCUCUCUACCAUUUUGGUAGCAAAUGGCUCCAUUUUGUAAAAUUUAAAUAUAAAUAUUUGUGUGUUCAUCGGCUGAUUUAACUUAUUGAUCAAUGAUGAUUUCUUUGUGAUAGAUAAUUUAAUUGUAUACUGGGCUGCCAGUUGUCGGCAGUCCGCAUAAUAUUAUCCAUGAUCAACCAGCCAAUUCAUUACGAUUUAUAGAUAAAUACACUUAUUAAUUAUCAGAAAAAAUUAUGAGUGCUUCAAGAGGCUGGUGGAUGUUAACGUCUUAACAUCACACACGUGACGGUUAUUUAAGGACAUUGUCUUAUUGAAUGUCACCAAUUGUUUUGUUGAAUGUCACCAAUUCGAGGACUGCAUUAUAGUGACAUUCCUGAAAUUUCAUGUAGCGUUCACUUCGACUAAUACAGUAGGACAUCAGAUCAGGCCAGUUAUUUAAAGAACAAGCCAGAUUAAUGCUGUAAUGUUCGAUAUAUUUAUUCAUCAUUAUGUGUACAUAAUAUGUAAUUGAUAUUUAUAUACAAUUUCUGACAUGAUUAAAUGAAAUUUCUAAUGAAAA